This is a messenger RNA of Saccharomyces paradoxus, 2175 nucleotides long. It is a transcript of the gene SEC1, whose product is annotated as Sec1p. Gene Ontology annotation, biological process: vesicle-mediated transport; intracellular protein transport. Gene Ontology annotation, cellular component: secretory granule; plasma membrane. Gene Ontology annotation, molecular function: syntaxin binding. The transcript has a single exon. The record is from RefSeq and is a predicted model, not a curated record. Lineage: Eukaryota; Fungi; Ascomycota; Saccharomycetes; Saccharomycetales; Saccharomycetaceae. The coding region runs from base 1 to 2175 and encodes 724 amino acids.
AUGUCUGAUUUAAUUGAACUACAGAGGAGCUACCUAAUAGGGGUUUUGAAUCAGAUUGAGACGAGAAAUAACUUAAAGUUUCUUAUUAUCGAUAAAACUGUGGAGACGAUAUUGAGUUACCUUUUCCUCACACCUCAAGAACUUUUAAAUAAUGUCACAUCUGUUGACUUAAUUGAUUCCCCCACAAGGAAAGGACAGACUUCCAUAGAAGCUAUUUAUAUAUUGGAACCUACAAAAUAUAACAUUAAUUGCAUUGACGCUGAUUUUAUGGUAAGACCCCCAAAAUACAGAAGAUGUCACAUCAGAUUCUUACCAGGAUUGACAAACCCUAUAUUCCAAUUCUUUCAAUCGAAACGUUAUAUUGCUCAAAAUCUAGAGUCAUUCAAGCCCAUUGAACUAGGAUUCUUCGUCAAAGAAUCUCAAUUCUUCCAAACCUUACAAAUGGAACACUCACUGCAGGUUUUUUUCAACGAUAACUGCAAGGCUCUAAUUCCUACUAACGUGAGGAAGAUUGUGGGCUCCCUAGUUAGUUUAUGUGUUGUUACUGGGGAAUAUCCGAUUGUCAGAUAUUCUGUAUCGAAUCCUGUAGAAGAAGAGGAUGCUCGCAACGGAAAUGCUGUGGUCAAUGGAAAUUCUUUAACGAGAUCUAUUGCGAACGCUUUCCAAAUGGCGAUAGAUACAUACGCUCGUAAUAAUCCUGAUUUUCCUCCCCAAAAUACUGAAAGACCGCGUUCGAUUCUAAUAAUCACUGAUAGAACAUUAGACCCCUUUGCCCCAAUAUUACAUGAUUUUAGCUACCAAGCAAUGGCUUAUGAUCUAGUAACUAAUGUGGAUACACAAAAAGAUAUCUAUCAUUAUUCUGCCGAGAAUGAAGCUGGUGAACAGGAGGAAAAGGUUUCCAAAUUGGUAGAUUUGUAUGAUCCUGACUGGAUCGAUUUGAAACAUCAGCAUAUUAUGGAUGCUAACGAAUACAUUCAAGGUAGAAUUAAAGAAUUAAUUGCCAAAAACCCUCUUCUAGUUGAUAGAUCGAACGUAAAGAAUACUACCGAUUUACUGAGUGUCGUAGCGCACCUAAAGGAUUUUGAUGAGGAAAGAAGAAGGCUGAUUUUACAUAAAACCUUAAUUGAUGAAUGUUUAGGAGAGAAUGCGGAAAGAAAAUUGGCAGAUGUCUCUGCUGUUGAACAAAACCUAUCCGGAUUUGGAAUGGAUUUUAGUGGUGAAAAGACGAAGCAUAUUAUUGAUGAUCUCCUACCAGCAUUAGCAAUGAAGGAACCGACAAUAUUAGAUAAGCUGCGUUAUAUUAUUGCGUAUGCUCUUUUCAGAGGCGGAAUUAUUGAGUUAGACUUCAUUAAGUUAUUGAACUUUACAGGAAUUACUCAUGAACAUGAAAGUUUCCAGCAGUAUUUAAAAAUCUUCAGAAACUACGAUCUGAUGGAUUUCAAACUGAUCAAAGACAGACCGAAGGAUAAACCAUUUCAGAAGGAAUGGUUUCAUGAUACUUUAGUGAAUGAUCCAAAUAUCUAUCACACUUCAAGGUUUGUUCCCGCUGUAGGGAAUAUUCUUUCAAAAAUUAUAGCGAAUCCAUUGUUAUUGAGCGAACAAUAUUUCCCAUACUUAAAGGACAAACCAAUCGAGCUAUUGAAUGAAGAAGAAUUCCAGGCAGGCUUAGCGAAUACCUCUGCUAAUUCCUCCUCAUCCUUAAGAAAUCCCCGCCAUAAAGCAGCUUGGACCACGAAAAGCUCUAAUAUAAAAAAGAACGUACCAAGGCAAAGAUUCUUCUAUUAUAUUAUUGGUGGUAUAACAAUCCCCGAAAUAAAAGCGGCUUAUGAUCAAUCAAACUUGAAGAAUAGAGAUAUUUUCAUUGGCAGCGACGAAACGUUAACACCAACAAGAUUCUUAGAUGAAGUGGAACGUUUACAGAAUCCAAGAGAAUUUUUCAAAUUCAAGGAAGACCAGCGCCAGCAAAUAAAUCCGCCUGAUUUCCUUUUGAGAGAAAUGAAACCAGUGGCACAACCAGUUUCUCAUGUUCAUUUAAAAAGCCAGGAUAACAGUCCCAAGUCUGGUACUUCUAGUCCCAAGGUAACAGGUUCUCUUAAGUCAGAACCUGCCGAAAAAGAGAAGAAACGUAGUAAAUUCUCGAGGUUCUUGAAAAGAAAAUCUCACCAUGAUAAAUGA